Molecule: messenger RNA, 1737 nt
Organism: Ctenocephalides felis (cat flea)
Lineage: Eukaryota; Metazoa; Arthropoda; Insecta; Siphonaptera; Pulicidae
Product: coiled-coil domain-containing protein 174
Exons: 1
Coding region: 37-1671 (544 amino acids)
Cellular component (GO): nucleus
Source: RefSeq, a predicted model, not a curated record
CUACGACUUUAAACUUGUUAAAAUUAAAAACUAACAAUGAAUAAUCCAUUAAAUAAGAUCGAAAUUAGUAAAGCGUCCCUCUUAGGUUUGAAGGCUGAGCUUCUAAAAUCUAAAAAUGAUUUUGAAAAAUUAAAAUUAGAUUUACAAAAGAAUCCAAAGCCUGUUAAAAAAGAUAAAAAGCUAAAAGUUGUUAAGGAAAUCAAUGAGACGAAACAAAUCGAUCCCGAAGAAAUUGAGCUGCUCAGGAAAUCUAAAGAAAUAUUACAAAAGAAAACCGAAAUAUAUAAUGAUCUAGUCAAACCUGGAACAUCAACUGAAAAUGUGAAUGAUAUUUAUUUAGUUCAAUUUGCAGAAAAACAGAAUGAAAGUCUGACAGAAAAUAUAAUAGAUGAUGAGCCAAGCGGAUCUGAUACCGAAGAUCAUAACUCCUCAGAAGAUGAAGUUGAGUAUGUUGAUUAUUUUGGACGGACGCACACAUACCCUCGUAAAGAUUUACACAUGUACAUAAAUAAAGAUAAACGGUUAAGUAAAAUGUUGCAACUGUUUCCAAGUGAUAAAUUAGUAAGUGAUAUAGAUAGAUUGAAUUUACUUAAUGGUAAAGAUAAAACAGCAGAAAACAAUUCUGAUGUAAAACUUGACCAGUUGCACAAAGAGUGGAAAAAACAGGAAGAAAUCUUGAAAUCAAAAAAUGUAAUACAUUACCAGGAUAUUCUGUUCAAUGAAGCACGCAUGCAUGGUGUAGCUUAUUACAGAUUUUCUUCUGAUGAUGCAGAGAGAGCAAAACAGCACAAAGCAUUAGAAGAUUUACGUCAAGAGACUUUACAGGAACAGAAAAAAAGAGCAGAACACAGGGCGCGUAGAAACCAUGAGAGAAAGCUUAGAGUAUUAGCAGCCAAAAAUAGAGUACGGGCUCGUAAAGGUUUACCACCUCUAGAGCUAGUUGAAGAAAUUUCAGAAGAAACAGUUAAAGUACUUACACAAGAAGAACAAUUUGCACAACAACAAAAGGAACGUGAAGCCAUAUAUGAGAAGAAGAAAGAAGAAAUGCGGCAUUUAAAAUUGCGGCCUUGGGAUGAUGACACAGAAGAAGGAAUCCCCGUUUUCAAUGAAAUGAGCCAGGAGCAAUGGGUAGAAAAGAAGCGGAAAGAAAGAGAUGAACAGUUUGCACCUCCAUCGUUUUAUAAUGAUAAUAAAAGUAAAUAUACAAAACAAAAGAGAACAUUUUCUGAACAGCCAACUUCUGAAGCAAAUGCAUAUAAUGACAGCCAAGAUUUAAAUACAAAUGUUAUAGAAGAUAAAUUAAGAGAAUUAAGAAAUAAAGUGGAACAACCUGUUGAACAGGAUGAAGAAAAAUUUUUACAUUUCACUUCAAAACCUGUUUUAAAAAGAAAAAAUAUAAGCAUGUUCACACCGCAGCCAAUUGUUAAUGAAGUAAGUGAUAAUUCUUCUGGUGAAGAAGUUUUGGAAGAUACUGAUAAAUCUCAUAAAAGACAAGGUAUUGAAAUACCUCCUCCUGCUACUUUUGAAUAUUAUGGACCUAAUACUACGAAAAUAAAGCGCCCCAAAGUGGCAGCUAGUAAUAUAGAAGAGUCAAUUUCUGCUGGAUUAGAAUUCCUUAAGGAUAAAGUUAAAAAUAGAAGAAAAGUAAAUAUAGAUCACUUAGAUAUGUAAGUUCUUGUUAUAUUGUAUAAAAUUAUUUUAAAAUUAUGUACAAAUACAGUCAGAGAAAAAAUAUAA